Humulus lupulus (European hop) is the source of this 1496-nucleotide messenger RNA. RefSeq lists its product as uncharacterized. The coding region runs from base 55 to 972 and encodes 305 amino acids. The record is from RefSeq and is a predicted model, not a curated record. The transcript has a single exon. NCBI's taxonomy places the organism in Eukaryota, Viridiplantae, Streptophyta, Magnoliopsida, Rosales, Cannabaceae.
UUUGAUUGAUCUGGUCUUCCAAAGGGGAUAAUAUAUACACACACACAUAUAUAUAUGUACUCACCUAUUACUCUCUUUCAGUCAAACCAAAACCACAAUCAUCUCAAACCAAUCUCUUAUAUGUUGAAACUUCUAAUCUGCGGUAGCCCUCUUCACCCUUCUUCUGAUCAUCAACACCAACAUCAAAAUCGAGAUCAUCAGGACGAAGUACCCAUGAGCCUGAGCUGUAGCGCCGGAACCAGCCCCAGUUCUACACCGAAAAAGUCAAGAAAAACUGCCUUCAGCAGGAAUCAUAACAACAAGGACAAGAACCCUUAUGCCACUCGUGGUCUGGACAAGUUCUCAGCGCUUUUGGCUGAUCUCGAAGAGAAAAGGCAGAAGAUUUAUGAACAAAGUGCAGCCUCAGAAGACAUAUCUUUCGUCAGAUUUGUUUACAAGAACUCGAACGACUUGGUUCCAAUCAUCGUUAAGUUGAAGGACAGUGAGAAAGAAGCAGAUAAAACUAAUAAGAGUACUUCUCGUACUGCUGGUAAUGAAGACUUAUUAGUCAAAGAGAAACAAUCAACGCAAAACUCAGAAACAACCCAUGAUAAGUUUCCUAUAGCUGUGAAAGAAGUAAAGAAGUCACAAAGGUCGGAACAGAGUAGCAAGGUCAUAAACAACUUAUUACAACCAUGGAGCAUGGUUAAGUUUGAUAAGUUGAGACGACCCUCGUAUUACUUGCCGGUUGUUGUGAUCGUGAUCUUGAUCUUGUUGGCUUUUUUUGGUCGAUCCAUUGCGAUUCUAUGUACUUCGAUUGGAUGGUACGUUGUUCCAACGUUAAAGGACAGCUCCACCCGAAAAAGUUCAGCGGUAAACAAGAAAGAUUAUGUUAAGAAAUUGAGUGAAAAAAAUUUGGUGACUGAAGGUGUAUCUUCUCCUCGGAUUAACAACAAAUCUCCUCGACAACAAGGCCAUCGGAGAAGCUGGUGAAUGUGAUUGUCCCUAUUUUUUUUUCUUUUUUUCUUUCUCAUUUUGGUUCUAUUUCCCUGUUAUUUUUCUGGGUUUUUAAUUUUUUUUCCAACUACCUGUGUAAAUAUAUAUAUAUAUAUGUAUAUAUAUUUUGGAUGUUUUGUAACAUGGGGUAGAGAUUUUUCAAAUUCAAUGAAUCUCUCUGUUUAGCAUGUUUCAGUAAUCCAUGUAAAAAUUACUCGAAAAGCAACUCAUGUUUUGUAAGAACUGAUUGCUUAAAGCAAUUAAAUUGUAUAUAAUAUCCCACUAUAGGAUAAUGCAAUCAUUACUUACCAAUUAGUUAAGUGACAAAACGGUCAAAAAAAUAAAAAAAAAACCUUGACAACCUCACGCAAUCAGUUUUUUGUACCUAAUUUGAUGCAGUAUGCUUCGACAAUCUUCAAACAAGAAUCAUGAAGAAGUAAUUUCUUCAAAAUUUCAAUGAAUAAUUUACGUGCAGCUGUGUAAUGAUUUAUGGAAUUUGCGUGCAGCCGUGUAAUGAUUUA